Molecule: messenger RNA, 4328 nt
Organism: Galleria mellonella (greater wax moth)
Lineage: Eukaryota; Metazoa; Arthropoda; Insecta; Lepidoptera; Pyralidae
Gene: mmd
Product: disintegrin and metalloproteinase domain-containing protein 22
Exons: 29
Coding region: 356-4225 (1289 amino acids)
Biological process (GO): membrane protein ectodomain proteolysis
Molecular function (GO): metalloendopeptidase activity
Source: RefSeq, a predicted model, not a curated record
UCAGUCGCUGGGCGGCGCGCGGCCGGCGCACGGUCGAUAGCUGCACGCGAGCGCGAGCACGAGCACGGGAGCACGGCCAUGUUGCGCGACGCGUGCACGCGCACGCGGCCCCGACGCGCUGCUGCGUGAGUGUAGUGCUGUGGUGCGGACGGCCCCCCCACGCCGCGAGCGGCGCACGCCUCGAGCCUCGGUCAGUACCACGUACCGACCGACUCAUGUGAUGUGUUAAUACAGUUUGUACACGACGACUUUUCAUACCACGAGCGAAGGGACCGGCCGUACAGACAUGCGCUGAUAUCGGCCGAUUGAAAACUAAUCGUUUAAGGAAUUUUUUUUACAAUAAUGCGGCAGUCUUAUGGAGUCUAGCUUUGGCCAAACGAAAGCCGAUUCAUGUCAUGCGCUGAUCUCAUACGCUAUGCUACCAAACACACGUGAGGGCGAGCGCGGGGGCGAGCGGCGGCGCGGCGCGGGCGCAGCGGUGUCGCGCGGCAUGCGGCGCCGCCCGCUGCUGCCGCUGGUGCUGCUAGCGCUGCUGCGCACGCAAGGCCUGCUCGCCGCGUCCGGAGAAGCCGAUUACACACUGGACGAUUCGUUUUGGAAUGAAGAGAGCCCAGUCGGCGAAGUGGAGCGGCUGCUACGCGAAUACCGACAGAAUCAAGAGCUGGUGCGUAACAUCGGGGCGCAUUACUACCAGAUCAUAUACCCCGUGCAGCUGCGCCACCACGAGAAGAUGGGCAUCUCGACGCGCGAGGUGAACACGCCGAAGGGUCGCGGUUACAGUUCCGACUACCAGCAAGGCACCAGAUCGCGUACGAGGGCUGGCAAACACUUCCACAGAACAUCCCUUCUCAUCAAAGCUUUCAACCACAAGUUCAGAUUGGAUCUCGAGCUUAACACACAACUGCUAGCGCCGAAUUUGAAGCAAACACAGUAUUUAGCAAAUGGUGCUGAAAGCGAUAUAAGAACGGAAAUCGAGCAUUGCUACUACCAUGGUACAGUGAAGGACUAUCCUGGUGCUUCAGCCGCCUUCCACACUUGCAAUGGUGUCUCCGGCGUCAUUCACAUAGGCAACGAGACAUUCGUCAUACAUCCGUUCUAUGGAGGAGAUCUAUCGCAGAAACACCCACAUGUGAUAUUCGAGGCGAGGACCAAGGCGAACAAGGGCUGCGCCAACAAGCUGGAGUUCAGGCCGAAGAGUAGGCGGACGAAGCACGUGUCGUUCGUCGAGGAGCCGCUCGGUGAUGACCCUGGGACCAUGGACGGCGCCCGUUCGAAGGAGGGCCGGGAGUGGAGGUGGUGGCACAACACGGGGCUGCGCGCCCUCAACCGUCGCAGGCGCGACGUCCGGGAGACCACCAAGUACAUCGAGACCGCGCUCGUGAUCGACAAGGCGAUGUUCGACCGACGCAACGGCAGCACCCGCUCGGAGGUCGUCCACGACGCUAUACAAGUGGCUAAUAUUGCUGACCUGUAUUUCCGCACCCUGAACACGAGGGUGUCUUUAGUAUACAUUGAAUCCUGGCAGAGCGCGGAUCAAGCAGACAUCGACAGGAAGCAGGACAUAACUCGCGCCAUACUCAAAUUCAGUGAUUACACCGCCAGGAAGUUGUUCAAAGUCGACAAGGACACCACGCAAUUGCUCACUGGCCUGACGUUCCCUGGUGGCGAAUCAGGCAUAUCAGUGCCAGAUACACUGUGCACUCCCAAGUCUGUCGGCAUAUCGGUAGACACGAAUACCUAUGAACCACAUCUCUUGGCUGGCACCAUGGCUCAUAUGAUUGGACACAAUAUUGGUAUGGGACAUGACGAUGGACGAGAACAGUGCUUCUGUCGAGAUUGGCAUGGCUGCAUUAUGGCGCAGUCUAUUGUGGGCUCCGACAAUGUGCAGCCCUACAAGUUCUCGGACUGUUCCAAGAAUGAUUAUAUCAACGAACUGAGGAUUGGCCAGGGACUAUGUCUCCUGAACAAACCUAAUGAGCUGGUAAUCCACCACCAAUGUGGCAACGGUCGCUUGGACGAGGGCGAGGAGUGUGACUGUGGCACCAUAGCUGACUGCCAGAGCAUGAACCCUUGUUGCGAUCCCUUCACCUGUCGCCUGACCAAAGAAGCCCAGUGCGCUUCCGGAGAGUGUUGUGAGAGAUGUCAGCUAAAGCCCCGAGGCGUGGUAUGUCGUGAUGCAACCAACGAGUGCGAUUUAGAAGAAACCUGCACAGGGCUAUCGGGCACUUGUCCUCCUGAUGCACACAGGAAGAACGGCGAACCGUGUGAAGAAGGGAAAGGCUACUGCUUCGCAGGGCAGUGCCCCACGCUAGGCAUCCAGUGCGAGAGGAUCUGGGGCCCUGGAUCUAUUGGUGCUGAUAAAGAGUGCUUUGAGCAGUUCAACUCGAAGGGAGCUGUCACCGGGCACUGCGGGAAAGAUAGCAGCGGACAUUAUAUUAAGUGCGAGACUGAAAACGUUCGCUGCGGUUCGCUACAGUGUCAGCUUGGCAACAGAUAUCCUGUAGUGAGCGGUAUGGACGAAUACUACACCAGAACUGUCAUUACCAUAAAGGGGAAUGAGUAUGAGUGCAAAGCAACCACGGGCCUUCCAAAACACGCGGAGAUUGGACCGCUCGGCCUUGUCCGGGACGGCACACCGUGCGGGGACAAUUUAGUAUGCGUGAAUCAAACCUGCACCUCUAUCUUCCCGUACAUAGACCACACCAAGUGCCCAACCGACCACAACAACAACGAGUGUUCUGCAAAAGGGGUUUGUUCCAACCUGAACAAGUGCGUUUGCAACCGCGGCUGGACUGGGCCAGAUUGUUCGCACCACGACGCACUGCCUCCUUCUCCGACCCCUUACGUACCCGAGAACGCGACAAAAGCAGCCUACAAUAUGACAAAGAAGGAAACACCGUAUGAGAACUACCACGGCUCGAACACGGUGUUCCUCGUGGCGGUGCUCAUGUCUGUGGUAGGGGGGGUAUUCAUAGUAUUUGCCCUGAGCGCUCUCUGCUACAGGUCAGUCGUAGUACACAAAAACUUCUCCCUGUGCCUAAGGAAAAAGAGUACGCUGCCAAAGUACGAUCCACCGUACGUGAAAAAGCCUAUAGCGAAGAGUUUUGCUGCUGGAUCGACGACUUCCAAUAAUUCGCAAGAGGAUAUUUCUCUGGACGGUGGCAAGAUGCAUUCCUUCAAUAAUACUGUCAGAAACCUUUUAAGCCGUGGAGAUUCCCGAGUAUUCUUCAGGCACGGAAACCAUAUGUCUGGAGCGGGCAAUACCAGUAGAUAUCCAGAUCACAAACAAAUGAAACGAGUACAUUCUGGCAGUGAAGAUGAACCUACUCAUUCAGGUGAAGAAGAUAUAGCUUUUAUAGAUGUAGCACCUAAUUCGAUGGCAAAAUUACCAGAGAAGGGAAUAUUAAAGAAGCAUGGAUACGGUGCUGUAGAUGGCAAGGAUAAAUGGGCCGAUGAUUCACAAUCUGAGCAACUGGAGGCAGGCUCCCAGUCAGAUGGACAAGAGCCAGCGGGUGCUGUUGCAGAUAUGGAAUAUAAGUUUAAGGAUCUAAAUGGGUACCACGAGAAUAUAAUCGUGGCGCUAAAGACAGCGGCAGCACAAAGAGCAAGCGCCGGUGCCUCGCGAGGUUCUGGUGACCUGCGUGCUUUACAAGAGUACGAGUAUAAGCGAGAGCGUGCACCGAGCGCAGAAAAAAUCCACGAGGCCGAACUACGCCGGCAGCGUGCUGAAGACGAGGAGGACGAACCCCCUCCUUGCGGCUCCAUCCGCAUCCGCAACUUAGAGGAUCUUAUCCGUCAGCUCGAGCACCAUUCCAGUCGGCAUAUGAGCCCUUCCGGCUCUGAAGACAUACGCAUGUCUGAAACAGAGGCUGAUAGACAUUAUAGAAUCGAGCCUGGAGAAGUUCCACCUCGUUGCCGAGGGCGCAUAGCCGGCGAGGAAGAGUCGCGGUUCGGGUACCCGCGGUUUCGAGGCAGCGGACGUCACCACGCACCGUUGUUCGGCGCGGGCGCAAGCGCAGCCACGCCGCCCGCCGCCAUGCACGCGCCGCACCCGCCGCACGUGCCGCACGUGCCGCACCCCGCGCACGCCGCCCACGCUGCCCACGCCGCCCAUGCGCGGCCCGCGCCUGACGAUGACGCGCUCUAUGAGACCGCGGACGCGGAACGGCUGCGUGAUGCGCCAGAUAGCGAGAGCUCAACAACAGUUAGCCCGGUGGGCGAGUGAAGACGCGGUGCCGGCGGCGGCGCGGCGCGAGUACUUCCCGUCGCCGCCGGGCAGCUCGGGCAGCUCGGCGACGGUGCGCGCGGGCGGCGCGGGCGGCGCGGGC